Molecule: messenger RNA, 735 nt
Organism: Zasmidium cellare ATCC 36951
Lineage: Eukaryota; Fungi; Ascomycota; Dothideomycetes; Mycosphaerellales; Mycosphaerellaceae
Exons: 2
Coding region: 1-735 (244 amino acids)
Biological process (GO): respiratory electron transport chain
Source: RefSeq, a predicted model, not a curated record
AUGAGGGCAGCACUCAGAUUACUCGCCUCCGUGCAGCGGAGCUCACAAUUCCUCGAGCCGGGAGCGCCGACUGGACUGACCGGCCUCUUCACCCACCCCUCUCCCCGAACCACGCUGCUCUAUGUCUACCACAGCACCCUCGAGAAGCUCAAGCAAUUCCCAGAGCACUCCGUCUACCGACAGUCUCUCGAAGCUCUCACCAAACACCGCAUGGAAAUCGUCGAAUCUGUCAGACCAGCUGGGCUGUCCGAAUGGCAAAAGCGCGUGGAGCCCAUCGUCGACCAACACCCUGAAGCAUUCCGCAAGGUUGAGCUUCGAACACCCAGUGGGGAGAGGGAGAUCAAUAUCGUGUGGAAGUCGGGUACAAAGGAUUCUGCGGAGCUGGAGGAAUGGGACGAUCGGAAUCCUGACUACAAGGCAAUGCCAGAGGGCAUCAAAUCAAAGAAGGAGAGAGCAUAUCAGAAGGACUUGGGAAGGGACUUCAUUGCAGAGAGAGCAGCCCUUCCACACAUUGAGAGCGAGCCAUCCUUGACCGCCGAGCAGGUCAAUGAGAUCGAGAGCAAGAUUGGCGCGGGACUGAUGGAGGAGGUUAUUCAGGUUGCUGAGGGUGAGAGUGAGCUGGUGGAUACCAUGUUGCAGAAUAAGGUAUGGGAAGACCUCGAGGAGCAGCCACAAGAGGGCCAAUGGCGAUACCACGAGCGCGAUACGCAUACUGGAAAGACUCAGGCACCUUGA